UGGCAGGAGUUCGUGAUGGGGCUCUCCCUCUUGUUGCGUGGGACCAUGCUGGAGAAGCUGCAGUGGGUCUUCAGCCUGUACGACGUCAACAGGGACGGCGAGAUCACUAGCGAGGAAAUGCAGAUGGUCGUCUCAUCCGUCUAUGAUAUCAUGGGCAAGUUUUGUAGCUCAAAAAUUGACGACACUGUCAUAAAAAAUCACGUCGAUGCUUUAUUUGAAAAGCUGGACGUUGAUCGAGAUGGCGUCAUAUCGUUCGACGAGUUCAUCGACACAUGCCGCAAG
Messenger RNA from Helobdella robusta, 282 nucleotides. RefSeq lists its product as hypothetical. Gene Ontology annotation, molecular function: calcium ion binding. The annotation marks the transcript as partial. The record is from RefSeq and is a predicted model, not a curated record. The transcript is spliced from 2 exons. NCBI's taxonomy places the organism in Eukaryota, Metazoa, Annelida, Clitellata, Rhynchobdellida, Glossiphoniidae.